CACUUCUCUACCGAUGGAGCUGUACUACUUCCCGCCCAGCCCCCCGUGCCGCGCCGUCAUGCUGCUGGCGCGGGCCAUCGACGCCAAGCUGGAGCUGCGCCACGUCGACCUCAUGGCCGGCGAGCACCUCGCCGUCGACUUCCUCAAUCCGCAACAUACCAUCCCAACAUUCGUAGAAGGAGAUUUGAUUUUGUGUGAAAGCCGCGCCAUCCUGGGCUACCUGGUGGACCGCCAUGCCGAGGACGACUCCCUGUACCCUCAGGAGCCGAAACGGCGCGCCCGCGUCAACGCCAGGCUCUACUUCGACGCCGGCACCCUGCACCAGCGCCUCUACGACUACAUGGUGCCCGUGGUGUUCCGCGGUCAGAAGCCCAGCGAGGAGCAGUGGAAGAAAGUAGAGGAGGCGUUCGGCUUCCUGGACAAGUUCCUCGAGGACGAUGAAUGGGUGGCCGGCGACAGCAUCACCAUCGCAGACUACUCCAUCGUCGUCACAACAUCCAACGGCGAGGCUUUUGGAUUGGAUCUGGGGAAGUUCCCGCACGUCUCACGCUGGUACAACAAGGCCAAAGAAUCAAUGCAAGACUACGAAGAGUUGAACCAGGCGGGAGCCAACCAGCUAGGAGACAUCUUCCGGGCUCGAGUUGCUGAAGCAGAAAACAGCGUUUAGAUACAUUACUCACCACCGCAGUCGAUCGUUACGAUAUUUCGCCUUUUGUAAUCUUCGGGUUUAAUUCUUCAACAGUUUCGUGUACGCUCAGAACAAUCUCAAGAUUUUGUCGUGAAAACUAAGUAGUAACAGUCAAAACUCAACAACUUCAUAACUGUUAUUUAAGUUAUUAAAAGCGAGCAUUAAAUUUCACUUUAAUGAUUCACUGAUGCUUUCAAACAUAAGAAAGUUCUCAAAAUUGAGAUAUUAUUAUUAUUAUUAUUAUUAUUAUUAUUAUUAUUAGCUCGUCCACAAUCGUCAAGAAUUCUUGCAAUUACUUUCAAACACUUUGUUUUAUUUCCCUAUGUAAAUGCCAGCUAAGUUUGGUUAUUAAUUUACCCUGCAGACGGCAAAACUCAAUUCGACGAAAAACAGGCCAGUAGCUUCUGAAGCGCAAAACACGAAACUAAAAGAGUAAUUAAUUGAUAUUGAAUAUUGAAUUACUGAAAACUCUAUCCAAACCUUACAAUCUUGGAAGGGAAAGGUCGAUGCGUUUGGUUGACAUCACUAGUCGAAGCUUUAAUUAACGCGCAAAAUUAUAAUGCGUAAUUUCGCACUCAUUAUCCGUGCCUUAAACGUAAUUUAUUUAUUUUUUUAAAUCACGACACACCACAAUGACACUUCCCUUGGGAGAAAUUCAUGUUCCAUGCAUUUUACUGUAAUAAAAUAUUUAAUAAAUAAUGGUAAAAUGAUAUACAAACUUCUCACAUAUAUCCAUUAUGACGCCCUGAAGUUUCAUUUUUCAAAUAAACAAAAUUUACUUUCAGUAUCUGUGAUCUGCUCCAUUUUUAAAUACCGUCGAAAGUACUGUAACUGCGAUAUGUAAGCAAAUUCUACUGUACUUCAGGAAAAUCAGAGAAAUAUUGAAGUUUCUUCACAAGUUAUGUUUUAUUCAUGGAAUUUAUUAAAGCAUUCUCUGUAUUAAAACUCUCACUCAUUAAAAUAAUAUCCUACAAGAACCAAGGUUCGGGCACUGAUCCCAUAUCACUGCAUAAAUGACAUGAAAGUAUCCUAUUUUGAGGUUUUCGAUUUUCCAUCUAGUGCAUAUUUGUAGUACUUCUCUGUAUUAACUUUUCUACAGCUCUUCCAUUUGUGCGAUGAAGUCCCAUAGUUCACGUAAUGAUUGGUUACGGCUCAAUGCUUGAUUUGUAAAGUACCUUGUGAUUGGUAUCACUAUUAUUAUACAACGAGGUGCGGCAAUCUAUUAAGAAAAUUAUACAAUGAAAAACAAUUAUAGAAAUUUGCUUCUUGUAAAUUAGAAUCCUUCAAAAGAAGAAAAUGGACACAACUUCUUUGAAGCAAAUCUGAACUUCAAGAAGUUACCAAUAAUAUGAAUUUAAGAAAU
Molecule: messenger RNA, 2051 nt
Organism: Gryllus bimaculatus (two-spotted cricket)
Lineage: Eukaryota; Metazoa; Arthropoda; Insecta; Orthoptera; Gryllidae
Source: the annotation of a GenBank genome assembly